AAAGACAAAGUUGUAGAUCUCAACCUAGCCGACUUUGGCGGAAAGCAUCCCGGAACCAACGUCAACCAAUUUUCGACCUUUGUUGAGAAUUUUCGAAGAGGUACCGGGGCGCCUUUUCUACUCUUUGAAGACACGCUACAAUGCGUUCGGCUCCCCGACCUGUCUGGCUCAGAGGACGGCGCCCCGUCAGAAACGGCUCCUUAUUCGACCAGCUCUUCGCCGGCCUCAAAGCAUACGGAGUCAAAAAGAUCAUGAAGCUAGUUGCUAUUGACAGCUUAUUGCGCGGGGUGGACGACCAUAGGGUUGCCCAAUGGGCUAGCGACUUUGAGGUGGAACAGCUGGACUGGCGCAAGCUGGAUCUUGAUCUCGAUCGCUUCUCGUCCUCCCUUUCCCUUCGGACGAUUUGCCUCUACUCAAGGAGGAACUGGGGUGCGCUGUACUACUGGACGAGCGACGAGGGGGUCUUGAAAUUCAACAAGGUUUGUCUGAUUCACACUUACCCAACUGAAGCAACCUCGAGCAUAAGACUUCGGCAUCUGACAAGCAGCAAGCUGGAGAUGGUCAGAUUUACAAUCUACGCUGAAUCCGGUAAGCCUGAGUUCGAAUAAGCCUCAUGUGGAGGGUCAAGUCUUAUUGAACGACCCAAACUAAUCAGCGUCGAAGACUCGAAGGGGCAGCCCAUAGUGAAGAAUCCAAUAUUGCACGAUCGCAUCAAGGGUCGCCUCAAGAGCACUGAAAGAGGCAAGAAUCUCGAAGCCAGCAUUGAUUUCAAACAUGAGACUCAAACCAUGCUCGAAGUAAAGUCAUGGUAC
Molecule: messenger RNA, 812 nt
Organism: Canariomyces notabilis
Lineage: Eukaryota; Fungi; Ascomycota; Sordariomycetes; Sordariales; Chaetomiaceae
Exons: 1
Coding region: 141-608 (155 amino acids)
Source: RefSeq, a predicted model, not a curated record